AACAGGCCCUGAAGGCAGCACAGACUCCUCCUUCCGGGUGACCGAGCGGGAAGUUCAGAUGUUGUUCAGCUGAAAUGUUAAAAUAUUCCUGAGUUUUAGCUCAUUUAUUCAACACACAAAUCACUUCUGGGGACAUUUAACUGGGGAGCUCUGCAGCCAUGUCCAGUAACACUGAGGAGGGGAGCAGCUCUGCGUCCAAGUGCUUCGGACAGUUAACCUACACAGCAGAUGAGUACCAGGCGGUGCACAACGCUCUGCGACAGAAGCUGGGACCGGAGUACAUCAGCACCAGAGUGGCUGGAGGGGGACAGAGGGUGUGCUAUAUUGAAGGGCAUCGUGUAAUCAGCCUGGCUAAUGAGAUGUUUGGGUACAACGGAUGGUCUCACUCCAUCUCUCAGCAGAAUGUCGACUUCGUCGACCUCAUCAACGGGAGGUUUUAUGUCGGAGUCAGUGCGUUUAUCAAAGUACAGCUGAAGGAUGGCUCGUUUCAUGAGGAUGUCGGGUACGGAGUCAGUGAAGGACUGAAGUCUAAAGCUCUGUCACUGGAAAAGGCGAGAAAGGAAGCUGUCACUGAUGGCAUGAAGAGAGCACUGAAAUGCUUUGGUAAUGCCCUUGGAAAUUGCAUCCAGGAUAAAGAAUACCUCCUCGCCAUUAACAAGAUCACCAAACAGCCUCCUCCACCUCUAGACCCGGCCAAGACUAAGCGCUCUGAGGGUGAGCCCUCGGUGGAGAAAGCUCGGUUCUCCAGUCUGAUCCGGGAGGAAAAGCCUGCGUCUGCGGUGGGUCCUGGCAGGAUGCCGCUGGAGUCCAAAGUCCUCAACCAGAACCAGAACUAUUCAGAAGUUUACACUCCUAUUGCACCCAACCGGGGGAGUGAGAACGCUGGCUCCAGACCGACCGUGGGCGCAGUGGAUGUUGACGGUUCUGAAGCACACACGGACCCCAAACAGCUGAGGAAACUCCGACAGCAGCAGCUUCAGCAGAAGUUUAGGAAAGAGAUGGAGGCCAAGAGGCAGCAGCAGUAUCAGGAUCAAACCAAGUCAGAGGACACGGAGGUCCCUAUUGGACGAGGAUCCAGUGGAGGUCCGGAAGUUACUCCAGCGUCGACUGACAGCACGUCAGCUGGACAAAGGAAGCCUAGCAGCAGGGAAGAAUAUUUAGCAGAUGAUCCUGAGCUCUGGGAUUUCACUCUGGAUGGGAUUGAGGAGCUGAAUGUCCCUGCAGGAGGUCAACCAUCCAUAGGACCGAGGCCCAGCACGCCUGGGAAUCACCAGAUGCAGACGCGCAGUAAGACCCCUCAGAGAGCCCCAGGCAGACCUCCACAGGAGGCUCCAUCGUACAGCGGAGGACAGGGCCGCGGACACUUCAGACCUCAACAUCAGAACCAGCAUCAGGCCGGACCAGGUGAAGCCUUCAGUCCGUACAGACAAGGACAGUACAUGAAGAAACGCCGACUGGACACUUGAGAUUUCAUGUUACUGUUCCACAUCUUCAACACUUUGUCGAAUCCAGUUGUAUGAUUUUUACUAUUGUUUAUUUAUUUUAAUGUGCAGAGUCAUUUAGUCCACUUUGCAAUGAAUUGCUGCUAUUUCUUAUAUUUGGAGAAAUGUUAUUGUUUUUUUGUAAAGAAAGAAAUAAAAACAACCACAGUUCUGUCA
Acanthopagrus latus (yellowfin seabream) is the source of this 1658-nucleotide messenger RNA. RefSeq names its product RAD52 homolog, DNA repair protein (gene rad52). NCBI's taxonomy places the organism in Eukaryota, Metazoa, Chordata, Actinopteri, Spariformes, Sparidae. Gene Ontology annotation, biological process: mitotic recombination; double-strand break repair via single-strand annealing; DNA recombinase assembly. Gene Ontology annotation, cellular component: nucleus. The record is from RefSeq and is a predicted model, not a curated record. The transcript has 12 exons. Bases 159 to 1466 code for a protein of 435 amino acids.